Branchiostoma floridae (Florida lancelet) is the source of this 2341-nucleotide messenger RNA. Its product is annotated as 4-galactosyl-N-acetylglucosaminide 3-alpha-L-fucosyltransferase FUT6-like. Bases 345 to 1718 code for a protein of 457 amino acids. Gene Ontology annotation, cellular component: membrane. Lineage: Eukaryota; Metazoa; Chordata; Leptocardii; Amphioxiformes; Branchiostomatidae. The transcript is spliced from 2 exons. Gene Ontology annotation, molecular function: alpha-(1->3)-fucosyltransferase activity. The record is from RefSeq and is a predicted model, not a curated record.
CAAAUUAUUGCGAAACGGGCCUUUUUCCGACACUAGACAACUGCUCGAGAGAGACGCCUGAGUUCAGUCUCUUUUCUGCGGAAGCGGCUUUCUAGGAUAUAUAGUUUGGCAGUUCGUUGGCUUUCCCCGUGACGGUCCCAACUCACAACUUAGCAAAAACUGCCGCCCUGGUCUCGCCUGCAAGCGACUGAAAUUAUGGUGUCGAUUCUUCAAAAAAAACCUGCGCAUACAAGUUAGUAUAGGAUGAUACACUACCACUAAACAAACCAUCAAUAUAAUUGUUACCUUUUACCGAUCGUGCUUUAACCGAUCCGUGUCCCCGGCCGGAAAGACUUCUGACAAACAUGGAGACUGGUGAAAAGGCGGUCAAGACUACCUUUGUACCAAGCACCUUUCUCAAAAAGACUGGAACAGUAAUACUUGCAUUACUGAUUCUAACUGCGUUUUGUACGUACAUAACGUAUACUGGAUAUGCAGAGAAAUAUUCGGUCUUCCUAAAUGGUCCAGUUGCCCCGGGCCCCCAAAAUGAAAUAAAAGAUCUGCUCCAUGGACUGAAGCAUGUGUCCAGCAUUCAGCGUUCAGCACUCCCCAGGAGCAGUCACUUUAUAUCUGACAUCUCUGACAACAACCCUUCGUCACGAUUCUAUUCCGUCUGGAGCGAAGAAACCACACAGAUAGCGAGGAAGACAACACAAGAAGACAGGAAGAAAAUUCUUGUCUGGAACCCCUGGCCCACGAUAUCGAUGCUCGGCCGCCGCGCAUGUCCAUCCAUGCCACAGUGUGAAUUUACAAAAGAUCGCAGAGAAGUUGCAGAUGCGAAUGCUGUAAUCUUUUGGUUCGCGACAAUCCCACACGUCUACAACAGUUCCUGGUUCCCCCAGUCACGGCCUGCUGACCAACACUGGAUAAUGCGUACACCAGACUGUCCUCACUUCACAAGGAACCACGACUGGAAGUCCUACGGAGGUGUCUUCAACCGGACCAUGACCUACAGGAACGAUUCAGACAUCUACAUGCCCUGGGGGCACAUCACACAACUUUAUGAAGAAAUUGCCAGAAAACCAGACACUUUGGGUAGACAUUACCCCAAACAGAAGGAUAAGAUAGUCAUAUGGUAUGUGAGUAAUUGCUACAAACACCUGACUCGGUUUGCCUAUGCUAAUGAGCUGAUGAAGUACAUCCAAGUGGACGUGUUUGGUGGUUGUGGAGCUGACUACUGUGGGCUUGGGCCGGGAGGGAGGGAUUGUUUCACAAACCAUUUGCGCCAGUACAAGUUCUACUUAGCAUUUGAAAACUUCAAAUGUGUAGAGUAUAUAACAGAAAAGUUCUGGCUCAAUGGCCUGAAACGCGAUGCCGUGCCGGUUGUUUUGGGUGCACCUAGGAGGGACUAUGAGAGAUUUGCUCCACCCAAUUCUUUCAUUCACGUAGACGAUUUCAAAUCCCCUCGAGCGUUGGCAAGCUACUUAUUAUAUCUAAGUAAACAUGAUGACAAGUAUAUGCAGUAUUUUGCUUGGAAAACCAACCCUCCAAAGAACCUCCCACCGUAUAAAGGGGCCUGGUGUGAAGUAUGUAAGAAGCUUGUACAGGUAAAUCCCAAGGAGAGAAAGGUCUAUAAUGACAUUGACAAGUGGUGGAGGGGGGAAAACUAUGAGUUCUGUGAACCCGUGGUCAUGUUAGAUGGGAUACGGCGCAAAGAGCUUGCAGUGCAUUAUCCCUGAUUGUAAUUAACGCUAGUUCACCUUUAUACGCGGGGUAACCUAUUUCCGUUGUUUAGACAAAAAACAAGGGCUCAGGGAUAUCAAGUCAACGGACGGUGGUUUCAAACAGCAAAACUUUGAAACUAUUCCACUUUGAAAUCAUCGUCCUUCUACCUGAUAUCGUCAUGAUUUUAAAAACAACGGAUAUAGGUUACCCAGCGAAUAAAGGUCAACUGUCGUUACUUCCAUGCAAAAUGGAGGUAUAGUUUUUUUUUUUUUUUUACUUUUCAUGUGUGUCUGCGGGGAAAAUCUCAAGGAUAGAUUUUUAUGAUAUUUGGUACGUGGUAAGAUGUUGUGAAUCUGACGGUGAUGACUGAUUUUUGGUCUCCUGGUGGUUAAUUUUGGUACCGCAGCAUGACUUUCUGGAUUUGUACCUUUUUUAUUGUAACAUAUAAGUAAAUAACAUGAUGGCGACACACUCAAGCUCAACACGCUAAUUUUCGUGUCGUCAUCAAAAACAAACUGAAAGUACAAACGAACAUCGGAACAAUUACAGACAAGAAAAGCAUAUAACAAAGGUAAUGUUGAGUAAAACCACAUAACGAAAUCAUAGAAUAUAAGAAAAAUACAUUUGUAUACAGGUG